Molecule: messenger RNA, 6387 nt
Organism: Fundulus heteroclitus (mummichog)
Lineage: Eukaryota; Metazoa; Chordata; Actinopteri; Cyprinodontiformes; Fundulidae
Gene: mast2
Product: microtubule associated serine/threonine kinase 2
Exons: 32
Coding region: 619-6237 (1872 amino acids)
Biological process (GO): peptidyl-serine phosphorylation; intracellular signal transduction
Cellular component (GO): microtubule cytoskeleton
Molecular function (GO): ATP binding; magnesium ion binding; protein binding
Source: RefSeq, a predicted model, not a curated record
UCUGAGCCGCAGACCGACAGUCAGGAAACAGAACCGCAGCGAGCCGAACCGCCGCAGCUCCUCGGAGAGAUCAAGCGGCGCCUCAUCGCUGAGCUCGGGGUUUAUCCGGGGGGUGGAAGGCCCUCCCGGGAGGACAGACACCGGCGGAACAGCCGCCGCCCCGAACCCCGUCCGUUAGGGACGGACUGCCGAUCCCCAGGUUCCGGUCGCUCCGGGCAGGUAGACGUUAGCAGGCGGCUCGACUAGUUAGCUGCCCCGGGUCAACCGACUGACUAGCAGGUCAACCGACUAACCAGCGGGUUAGCGCCGUUGAGCGGGAAUUGAUAUUUUUCACCUCCCACCGUUGGAUUACACGCGUGAACCGGUCCGGUUCCCCCCGGUUACUGUCUUCAAGGAGACACCCCAGAUGUGGAGCCGGGGUCCGGCGGCUGCUGAGCGGGCAUGGCGGGCUGGAGGAGCCUCCCGGAGCAGCCGUAGCUCUCCGCACUGAGUCCGGAGGAGAUGAGUUUUAUUCCGGCAGUUUGCUGCUCCUCCUGAGGAGGGAUACCUGCCACACAAAGCCCGGUAACGGGACUUUUUCUUUUAUAUUACCGGCGUUUUUAAGUCUUUGAAGAGGAGAUGAAGAAGAUGGAGAAUAAAAACAAGAGGAAGCUGAGCAGUCUGGAGCAGCAGGACAGCGGAGAGGAGCAGAAAGACGAGAAGGAGUUUGCCGCUCCUCCUCCUCCUCCUCCUCCUCUGCUGCUCUUCAGGAAGCUGAGCAACCCGGACCUGGCCCCCGCCGCCUCCGCCGCCACCAAAUCCAAGCUGCAGCGGCAGCUGAGCCAGGACGAGGGGCGGUCCCGCCGCAGCAGCCUGGCCAUGACGGGAAAGCAGCUGCUGCCGCUGUCCUGCAGCCUGCAUGCCGGCGUCAGCCAGGCCGCCUCGCUGGGCCCCCCCGGGGGGGCGGCGGGCCCCGGGGCCCCCGGGUGGCCGUCCGGAGCCGGAGGAGACGGGAGCAACCUGGUGCGGAUGAGGAGCCAGGUUCUGGGGCAGUCUGCGCCCUCGCUCAGCGGACUGAAGGAGCUGAGUCUUCCCAGAAGAGGCAGUUUCUGUCGAGCGAGCAACAGGAAGAGUUUGAUUGUGACGUCCAGCACCUCCCCCACUCUUCCUCGGCCGCACUCGCCUCUGCACGGACACACAGGCACCAGCCCACUGGACAGCCCUCGCAACUUCUCCCCCAACACCGCCGCACACUUCUCCUUCGUUCCUGCACGCAGCCACGGACACAGAGCCGACAGGACUGAUGGCAGACGCUGGUCUCUGGCCUCGCUGCCCUCCUCCGGGUACGGCACCAACACCCCCAGCUCCACUGUCUCGUCCUCCUGUUCAUCUCAGGAGAAGCUCCACCAGCUGCCCUUCCAGCCCACGCCAGACGAGCUGCACUUCCUCACCAAGCACUUCAGCUCCGAGAGCGUUACCGACGACGACGGCCGCCGCUCCCCCGCCAUGAGACCGCGCUCCCGCAGCCUCAGCCCUGGACGCUCGCCGGUCUCCUUCGACCAUGAGAUCAUGAUGAUGAACCAUGUGUACAAGGAGCGCUUCCCUAAGGCGACGGCUCAGAUGGAGGAGCGUCUGGCCGAGCUGCUCGCCUCCUCGGCCCCAGAGAAGGUCCGCCCGCUGGCCGACGGGGUCCUGAGCUUCAUCUACCACCAGCUGAUCGAGCUGUCCAGGGACUGCCUGGACAAAAGCAGGGAGGACCUCAUCACCUCCAGAUACUUCUACGAGCUGCAGGAGAGCCUGGAGAAGCUGCUGCAGGACGCUCACGAGCGCUCAGAGAGCGAAGAGGUGACCUUCGUCACACAACUGGUGAAGAAGCUGAUGAUCAUCAUCGCCCGGCCGGCUCGACUCCUGGAGUGUCUGGAGUUCGAUCCAGAGGAGUUCUACCACCUGCUGGAGGCCGCUGAAGGCCACGCCAAAGAGGGCCAGGGCAUCAAGUCCGACAUCCCGCGGUACAUCAUCAGCCAGCUGGGCCUGACCCGCGACCCGCUGGAGGAAAUGACCCAGCUGAGCAGCUACGACAGCGGGAACCCCGAGACCCCCGAGACCGACGACUCAGUCGAUAGCCAAAGUACCACGGUCCCUGCAGCCCCCCCGCAGACCAAAGCCAGGGCUCCUCGAGAGGAGGACUUCGAGACCAUCAAGCUCAUCAGUAACGGGGCUUACGGGGCUGUGUAUCUUGUGCGUCACAAGGAAACCAGGCAGAGGUUCGCCAUGAAGAAGAUCAACAAGCAGAACCUGAUCCUUCGGAACCAGAUCCAGCAGGCCUUCGUGGAGCGGGACAUCCUGACAUUUGCUGAGAACCCGUUUGUUGUCUCCAUGUUCUGCUCCUUUGAGACCAGGAGGCACCUGUGCAUGGUGAUGGAGUACGUGGAGGGUGGAGACUGCGCCACGCUGCUGAAGAACAUCGGCGCUCUGCCCGUCGACAUGGCCCGCCUGUACUUCGCUGAGACCGUCCUGGCCCUGGAGUACCUCCACAACUACGGCAUCGUGCACCGGGACCUCAAACCCGACAAUCUCCUCAUCACCUCCCUGGGGCACGUCAAGCUGACGGACUUUGGCCUCUCCAAGAUCGGCCUGAUGAGUCUGACCACCAACCUGUACGAGGGCCACAUAGAGAAGGACACCAGAGAGUUCCUGGACAAGCAGGUGUGCGGCACUCCGGAGUACAUCGCCCCGGAGGUGAUCCUGCGGCAGGGCUACGGGAAGCCUGUGGACUGGUGGGCCAUGGGCGUCAUCCUGUACGAGUUCCUGGUGGGCUGCGCCCCCUUCUUCGGAGACACGCCGGAGGAGCUGUUCGGUCAGGUCAUCAGCGACGAGAUCGUGUGGCCGGAGGGCGACGAGGCGCUGCCUCAGGACGCACAGGACCUCAUCUCCCAGCUGCUCCGACAGAACCCGCUGGAGCGGCUCGGGACAGGUGGAGCCUUCGAGGUGAAGCAGAACCCGUUCUUCACGGAGCUGGACUGGACCGGGCUGCUGAGGCAGAAGGCCGAGUUCAUCCCUCAGCUGGAGUCUGAGGACGACACCAGUUACUUCGACACUCGUUCGGACCGGUACCACCACGUGGAUUCAGAGGAGGAAGACGACACCAACGACGAUGAACACGUGGAGCUGCGGCAGUUCUCCUCCUGCUCGCCUCGCUUUAACAAGGUGUACAGCAGCAUGGAGCGCCUGUCUCUGCACGAGGAGAAGCGGACGCCUCCACCCACCAAGCGCAGCCUCAGCGAGGAGGGAGGAGAUCGCAUCGACAGCCUGAGCGGACUCAAGUCCCGGGACCGGACCUGGCUGGCCGGGUCUCCAGAGAUCCUCAGGAAGCGUCUGUCCGUCUCGGAGUCCUCCCACACGGAGAGCGACUCCAGCCCUCCUCUGACGGUCAGGAGGCGCUGCUGCUCCGCCAUCAUCGAGAUGCCGCGCUUCGCCAUCUCCACGGAGGAGGAGGCGGGUCCAGGGGGCGCCGGCAGCAGGAAAAGUCCCAGCCUGCUGGGUCCCACGGCGGCGAGGGGCCCGCGCUCCGACGAGCUGCCGCUCACCAUCCCGGAGCUGCCGGUGGAGCGGGAGCUGAAGCUGGACGAGUCGCCCACCACGCCCACCUCCACCUGCAGCCAGCAGAGCAAGGCCACCCUCACACCGGGGAGCUCCGGGGAUGUUGGUGAACGAGCCAACGGCGGCGGGGCGACCAGACCCACCGCAGACGCCGGCUCGCCGUCCACGCCGAAGGCCAUCAGCGACCUGGCGGCCCGCAGGGCCCGCCAUCGCCUCCUGUCCGGAGACGCGGACAAACACGCGGCGAGCUCCAGCUCCCGGCCGUUCACCAAGGUCAUCAAGUCGGCCUCGGCCAACACGCUGUCGCUGGUGAUCCCCGGAGACCAUCACGGAGCGUCCCCAUUGGCCAGCCCCAUGUCGCCUCACUCCCUGUCCUCCAAUCCCUCGUCCCGGGACUCGUCUCCCAGCCGCGACCUGUCUCCGGCCGUGACCAACGUCAAGCCGGCCAUCGUCAUCCACCGAGCGGGAAAGAAGUACGGCUUCACGCUGAGGGCCAUCCGGGUCUACAUGGGCGACACCGACAUCUACACCGUGCAUCACAUGGUCUGGCACGUGGAGGAGGGCGGCCCGGCGCAGGAGGCGGGGCUCAGGGAGGGCGACCUGAUCACGCACGUGAACGGCGAGCCGGUCCACGGUCUGGUUCACACGGAGGUGGUGGAGCUGGUACUGAAGAGCGGAGCCAAGGUGUCCAUCUGUGCCACGCCAUUCGAAAACACGUCCAUCAAAGUCGGCCCCGCCCGCAAGACGAGCCACAAGUCCAAGAUGGCGAGGCGCGUCAAGAAAACGAAGAACAAGGAGGGACAGGACAGCAGCAAGAAGAGGACGUCUCUCUUCAGGAAGAUCACCAAGCAGGCGUCGCUGCUCCACACCAGCCGCAGCCUCUCCUCGCUCAACCGCUCGCUCUCAUCGGGGGAGAGCGGCCCCGGCUCCCCCACCCACAACCUGUCGCCCCGCAGCCCCACGCAGGGCUACAGGUCCACGCCAGACUCCGCCCACUCAGUUGGAGGGAACUCGUCUCAGAGCAGCUCCCCCAGCUCCAGCGUCCCCAACUCCCCGGCGAGCUCCGGUCACAUCCGGCCCAGCUCCCUCCACGGCCUCGCCCCCAAGCUGCAGCGCCAGUACCGCUCCCCCCGCCGCAAGUCCGCAGGCAACAUCCCCCUCUCCCCCCUGGCCCGCACGCCUUCCCCCACCCCCCAGAGCAGCUCCCCCCAGCGCUCCCCGUCUCCGCUCCCCAACCACGCCAUGGGGCAGUCCUUCCCCGUGAAGCUCCACUCCUCCCCCCCGCUGGUCAGACAGAUCUCCAGGCCCAAGAGCGCCGAGACGCCGCGCUCCCCGCUGCUGAAGAGGGUGCAGUCGGCUGAGAAACUCGCCGCUUCACUCUCCAGCUCCCCUUCGUCUCCCGCCGCCAUGGGGGGAGCGGCGGCGGCGGCAGGAAGCCGGAAGCACAGCCUGGACAUCUCCCAUUCAGAGUUCAAGAAGGAGAUUCUGCAACGGGAGCCGAGCCUGCAGAGCCUUCAGGAGUCGGCCGGCGAGGGGCUGCACAAGCACGUCUCCUCGUCCAGGAAACUGGGUCGGCAGGAAGGGGACGGCGCCCUCGGCCCGGUGACCGGCGCCCUCGGUCUGAAGAGCAAGCUGAAGGACAAGCUGUCGGCCAUCCGGCAGGACCGAGCGGAGCGGCGGGAGUCGCUGCAGAAGCAGGACGCCAUCCACGAGGUGGACUCCUCCGAGGACGAGACGGACGAAGGCUCUGAGGACAGCCAGGACGGACGCAGGCCGGCCACCUUCACCCCUCCCCCCCUGCUGAGGCCCACCUCGGUGAGGACCGGCCCGGGCGGCACCCUGCCCUCCCUUUUCCUCGCCCCCUGCACCCCCCACGCAACCUUCAGCCACACGGCGCCGCCCCCGACCGGCAGGGCGCCCCCCUCCCUCCCGGAGCAGAGGCCCCCCCAGAGCGGCCCCUCCCCCGCAGGAGGAGACAGGAGUGCUGCCUCGUCUGCAGAGGGGGCUGCAGAACCCGGCCAGGCCCCCCUCCCCUUCUCCACCCCCGGCAGCGCCUUCAGCUCUGUCAGCAAGCCGCCCCCCCAACAAGACCCCCAGGGUCCAUCCAGUAAGAGCCAGCAGAAGCCCACAGCGCCCCCUGCUGCCGGUUCCCCCGACUGUAGAACCACGGAGCCCCCCCGCUCCUCCUGCUCCUCCCCCGGCAUCCCUAAGGAGAAGAAGGAGGCCGACAACCGGAGGCUGUGUGCCGCCGCCGCGGGUCAGAGCGCCCCGCCCCCCCCACCCACCCCCCCGCCGCCGCCCGCUGAGACCGGCAUGGACCGGGUGGUGUCCCAGCUUGCUACGGUAGCAAAGAGCGUCCUGGGUCCAGUCAAGCUCGCCACGUCUUCUGACAGAACCGCAAAGGAGCAGAAGCCUGCGGCCCCCCGGCCCCCCCACCCGGCCCCCAGCAGACCCAAGACCACCAGACCCCCCGCCCAGAGAGACUCUGCAGCGGCCCAGUCCUGCAGGGACGCAUCGGAGCGGCCCGCUUCAGGGCCCGCCACGUCCGGCCCAGAAUCAGACCCCGCCGCCCCGGGGAGGUCCGACCCCCCCCCAGCGACCGCCAGCACCCCGCCGGCCCCCCCGCUGCUCGGCAGAGCCUCCAGCAGGAAGACGUAGCGCCAGAACCGGCCGCCGCGCUCCGAGCUGCGCUGAUCCGGUACUUUUAUCAGACUGAGCUCCGUUGGGACUGUUUUUAUCUUCCUGUGUUACUUCAGUGUUCUGACCCGCUUUUAGCCAAACCGACCCGUGUUCAGUGUUCUGACCCAA